GGACGAACUAUUAACCAAACCGAAGCAGCUGCCAGAAAAGUACCUCCUUCCGCCAACUCCGCCUAUUAUAUUACCGAUGCAGAUCAUGUUGGCUCCCCUCCAGAAAAGAUUCAAAUACCAUUUCACGGGGAACCGGCAAACCAACGUCUUGACCAAGCCCGAGUGGUAUCUUACGCAAGUACUGAUGUGGAUUGGAAAUCACGUUUCGUUUCUGGAAGGCAAAGUUCAGCCCAUAUUGGAUAAAGCCGGAACUUCGGUGAACGCCAGGUUGGAGUUUUCCCGCGCUCUGGUGACGCUCAUCCUGGAGAAGCUGGACGCCGAGAUCCCUUGCAUGCUGUACGACGACAACCUCUUCUGCCACCUGGUGGACGAGAUCCUCCUCUUCGAAAGAGAACUGCACGGCGUUCACGGUUAUCUCGGCAGCCUCCCCAGCUGCAUGCACAUUUUGUCAGAAGAAACCUACUUUCAGAGGUGGUUAACCUUGCUCUUCAGAAGAUGGACUCCAUGCUUUCGUCGGAAACUGCAUGGGUCUCCCAGUACAAAGACAUCACUGAUGUAGAUGAGAUGAAAGUUCCAGACUGCGCAGAAACGUUUAUGACUCUGCUUCUGGUGAUCACCGAUAGAUACAAGCACCUUCCUACAGCAGCCAGAAAACUGUGGUUCCUGGAAUUGCAGAAAGAGCUGGCGGACGACUUUCGAAUCCGGCUCACUCAAGUCAUGAAGGAAGAAACCAGAACGCCCCUGGCCUUCCGAUACUGCGCGAUCCUAAACGCGGUCAACUACAUUGCCACCGUACUAGCGGACUGGGCUGACAAUGUUUUUUUCUUACAGCUUCAGCAGGCUGCGCUGGAAUUGUCCGCCGAAAGCGACACGCUAAGCAAGCUGCAGUUGGGACAGCUGGCUUCGCUGGAGAGCUCCGUGUUCGACGAAAUGAUCCACCUCCUGGAACGGUUGAAGCACGAUAUGCUCACUCGCCAAGUCGGUCAUGUCUUCAAGGAGGUCAAAGAGGAGGCCAAGAUAUACAAAAGGGAAAGGUGGCUCUCCUUGCCUUCCCAGGCCGAACAAGCCGUGAUGUCCUUAUCGAGCAGCGCCUGUCCCUUGCUCCUGACCUUGAGGGACCGGCUCCUUCAGUUAGAGCAGCAGCUUUGUUACACCUUGUUCAAAAUCUUCUGGCAAAUGCUCGCGGAGCAAGUCGACUUGUUCAUCUAUCAGGAGGUCAUUCUAGCCAAUCACUUCAACGAAGGUGGAGCAGCCCAACUCCAGUUCGACAUGACCCGGAAUCUUUUCCCUCUGUUUUCCCAUUACUGCAAACGGCCGGAGAAUUAUUUCAAACACAUCAAAGAGGCUUGCAUUGUACUGAACCUAAACAUCGGAUCAGCCCUGCUGUUGAAGGACGUGCUCCAAUCAGACACCGAAACCAGAAGCGGAAUCGCCUUUGGUUCAAAACAACCCACUGCCGUGGCGGCGUUAAAUGAACUUGGAAUUUAUAAGUUGGCUCCAAAGGAUGUUGAGAUCCUCCUUAAUUUGAGGACAAAUUGGCCUAACACUGGCAGAUAAUCAGGAUAAACAAAAUGGAGAGACACUAAUUAUUAUUAUUUAGAAAUUACCACUCGUUCUCACGUGAUGUUGAAUAUAUUGCCUUGGAAAGAAAAAAAAUGCAUUAAAAACACUGAAAAUUAUACAUAUACAUACAUACUUACAUACAUACAU
Thamnophis sirtalis is the source of this 1710-nucleotide messenger RNA. Lineage: Eukaryota; Metazoa; Chordata; Lepidosauria; Squamata; Natricidae. The record is from RefSeq and is a predicted model, not a curated record.